UGUGGCAGCCCCAGCGUUCUCCCCUCCUCUUGUUCAGCACUUAGUUGUCCCUGGCCCCGCCCAUCCUCCGCUCUGUAGUAGCAGCCCCGCCCGAACACCUAGCACCUCAGUCUAUUGCAGGACGUCGAAGGAGAGCGCAGCCUGUUAAAAGAUGCCUAACUGGGGAGGUGGAAACAAGUGUGGGGCCUGUGGCAGAACAGUGUACCAUGCUGAAGAGGUGCAGUGUGAUGGCAAGAGCUUUCAUAAGUGCUGCUUCCUGUGCAUGGUUUGCAGAAAAAACCUUGAUAGCACAACUGUGGCUAUUCAUGAAGAUGAGAUUUACUGCCGAUCCUGUUAUGGCAAAAAGUAUGGGCCCAAGGGCUAUGGCUAUGGACAAGGAGCAGGUACUUUGAAUAUGGACAGAGGUGAACGGCUGGGCAUUAGACCUGAAGAAUCCCAACAAUCACGUUCCAGUGCCUCAGCUAAUCCUUCAAAGUUUGCCCAGAAGUUUGGAGGAGCUGAUAAGUGUCCCAGAUGUGGUGAAUCUGUAUAUGCUGCAGAGAAAGUAAUGGGAGCUGGGAAGCCAUGGCAUAAGAAUUGCUUCAGAUGUGCUAAAUGUGGCAAGAGUCUAGAAUCUACAACCUUGACUGAAAAAGAUGGUGAAAUCUAUUGCAAAGCUUGUUAUGCCAAAAAUUUUGGACCCAAGGGAUUUGGAUAUGGCCAGGGAGCUGGAGCACUUGUACAUGCACAGUGAAGACAGUGUAAAAGGCUCAGAUUGUAUAAAAGGCUCGGAUAGUAGAACAUUUAUUGAUCUUAUAAUGCUUUAUUACUAAGUGAGUUCGUCAUUCCAAGAUUUUAUUAAUCAAUGUGAAGUGUUACUUAAUCAAAGACAAAAACUUGUCCUAGAUCUGCUAAACGAAACUUUUGUAGAUUAUUCUUUUUUUCUACAACAAUAUUUUCUGUUGUAACAAUGAGAAAAUAGCUCAGUUCUUACGUGUUUUUCUAUUGCUCUUCCUACCUUGUUUCAAAAUUAAACUUCAGUCUCAUUUCA
Molecule: messenger RNA, 1030 nt
Organism: Hyla sarda
Lineage: Eukaryota; Metazoa; Chordata; Amphibia; Anura; Hylidae
Gene: CSRP2
Product: cysteine and glycine rich protein 2
Exons: 6
Coding region: 152-733 (193 amino acids)
Biological process (GO): muscle tissue development; sarcomere organization
Cellular component (GO): cytoplasm; nucleus; Z disc
Molecular function (GO): structural constituent of muscle; actinin binding
Source: RefSeq, a predicted model, not a curated record